Messenger RNA from Capsicum annuum, 2735 nucleotides. RefSeq names its product PHD finger protein ALFIN-LIKE 4. The transcript has 4 exons. Gene Ontology annotation, biological process: regulation of DNA-templated transcription. Gene Ontology annotation, cellular component: nucleus. Gene Ontology annotation, molecular function: transcription cis-regulatory region binding; histone binding; transcription coregulator activity. The record is from RefSeq and is a predicted model, not a curated record. NCBI's taxonomy places the organism in Eukaryota, Viridiplantae, Streptophyta, Magnoliopsida, Solanales, Solanaceae. The coding region runs from base 1497 to 2438 and encodes 313 amino acids.
AGAAUUAAUUUAGAGGAUUAGUUAUGUUCUUGUUUAUUCUAUAAGGAUAUUUAGGGUGUGUUCGGUACAACGGAAAAUAUUUAUGGGAAAUAAGUGGCAUUACUUACUUAUUUCUUGUGUUCGGUAUGUACGCAAAGAGUAUUAUCCCAAAAAUAUUUGUGUGUAAUCUAGACAACCAUGGGAAGGUGACCGUGGGAUGGGAGCUACGAGGGUGGGGUGAAGAUGAAGUGUGUUGGAGGAUGGAAAGGAUACAAAUCAAGGGAACUUAUUUUCUCUAUUUCUACUAAAGAAAUCAUUUUUCUCAUUUUUGAGAAAGUUGUUUUUCUAUAAAAAAUAUUUUCAAAAAUUUUUAACCAAUAGAACAUGAAAAAAUUGAUAAAAAUAGAGUUACAACUUUUAAAGAUUUUCCUUAUUAGAAAAAUGGUUGGACUUUUCUUUUCUUUGUACUCAAAUAAAUGAAAGAAGCACAAGUAUUGCAAGUGUAUUUCUUUUAGUAUUAUUAUAAUAAUCUUAUUUUUUAAAACAUUAUUUUAAAGUAUUAAGAGUAAAUCAUGUAGUAUCCCCGAACUAUGAUAAAAUUUGCUACGACAAGCUCCAACUUCAUGAUAGUUCUGUUCUCCCUGAACUAAAUUUUAAUGUAUUUUCAUCAACCUUUUUAGUUGACGUAACACUUUCUGUCGACCUUUUUAGUUGACGUGGCACCUUUGACGUGGACGUCAUUUUAUGUAAUAAAGGUGUCACGUCAACAUAAAAGGAAAACAAAAAUAUGCUAAAAUUAAGUUUUGGAGGGUCAUAGGCCCUGUGAAGUUGGAGUGUGUCGUAGCAACUUUGGUCAUAGUUAUGGGGUACUGGAUGUUUAUCUCAAGUAUUAAUUAUGUUGACUUAUAUAUAUAUAUGUAAGUAAAAGAAGUUGCCUAAAAAUUACUUCAUCCGUUUAAAUUUGUUUGUCUAAUUUUAACUUGGCGCGAAAGGUAAGAGAAACAAAUUAAAACGGAGAAAGUAGAUUUUUUACCCGCGUAUUCUGAACUCGUUCGCAUAUAUGGGGACAAAUAGAGUAAUUAGUACUCCUCGCGUCCCAUAUUGCUUGCUCACUUUCUCUUUUACACGUUGUUUAAGAAAUCAUAAAUAAGAAAAAUAUGUUUAUUAAUUUUAACUCUUACAAUCUAUAUUUAUAUGCCUUACCCAUCAAUAUCACUAUUAACAAUGCAGUUUCUUUUAGAACUUUACAAUAUUUAUUAAUUUUUUUUAAAAAAAAGGGUAAAACAUGAAAAAAUAAAUUAAUUCUUUAUUUAAUUUGUACAAAUAAUGUGAGAUGGAAUAAGAAGUUUAGUAAGUAAUGAAGUUGGUAUUAUGACAUUCUCUUUAGAAAAUAAAAAUAAAAAAUGGACAACCUCGUACAAACUACAUAUAUAAGCAGAACUGCUUUGACUUACUUCUUUCUUGUCUUGUGAUUUUUGCGGCGCUGUUUGUUGUAUCUGUAAAACUAUAGUGCUAGAAUGGAAGGAGGAGCAAAAGGAAAGGAGAAGAAGAAACCCCUCGAUGUCUUUAAUGAUUUCAAGGCUCGACAUGCUGGUUUGCUUAAGGCUCUAACAACUGGUUUCCUCCUGUUCCUUUCUUUUGUUUUUCUUUGUCUUUUUUUAUUUUUUUUUAAUUUGUUCGAUCGAUUUGGUGUGUUUUGUAUGAUUUAUUUAAUGGAUUUGAUAUGUUCUUUUGGUAAUUCAGAUGUGGAAGAAUUUUUUAAGCUGUGUGAUCCUGGAAAAGAAAACUUAUGCUUGUAUGGACUCCCAAAUGGGCAAUGGGAGGUCAAACUGCCUGCUGAAGAUUUACCACCAAGCCUUCCAGACCCUGUUGUUGGUAUUAACUUUGCUAGAGAUGGGAUGCCACAAAAGGAAUGGCUUUCUUUUAUUGCCUAUCACUGUGAUGCUUGGUUGCUUUCUGUUGCCUUCCAUGCUAGUGGUAGAUUUGGAUUUGAUAAAGCUGACCGGGAAAAGCUCUUCGACAUGAUAAAUGACUUUCCUACAAUACAUAACCUAAUGACUGACGAUCCAGAGACGCAACAAAAGGAACAACCAACAGUCACUGAUAAAAGAAAAAACAAAUCCAAGCCAAACCCCAGUAAGAGGGCAUCAGAGUCUCAGGGAAAGCUUACAAAGUUGCAGAAAAAGUAUGAAGAAGAAGAAGAUGAUAAUGGCGAAGAUAUUGGUGAAGAAGAAGAGGGCGAGGAGGGAUGGGAUAUUGAGAAGGAUGAUGAAGAAAUGCAAGAUGAGACACUGUGCGGCGCAUGUGGGGAAAAAUAUCAAGAGGAUGAAUUUUGGAUAUGUUGCGACAAAUGUGAAACCUGGUUCCAUGGCGAGUGUGUGAAGAUCACCGCUGCCACAGCCGAGUACAUUAAGCAAUACAAGUGCCGCCCUUGCAGCAGCAAAAGAUACCAGAGUUAGCGUACGUGAUAUUGUGAAUGUAGAGUUCUCCUGCUGUCUGAUGCAGGAGGCUAUUCAUGAUGUUUGGAAGAAAUGCCCGAGUUUCACUGUUACGAAACUUCAGGCACUUUAUCUGAAGUCAGACUUUCUCAAGACUAACUUUAGACGCCGCAUGUCUGAACUUGUCCCUCAGUGGAUAGACGUGCAAACAUUUGUAAACUUAUGUUGUACUGUGACACCAAUUUCAGGUGUCUGAACUCUCCCCAACCCACCCAUUUUAAGACAUAUUCAUUUAUUUAAAAACUGUUUAAAGACCAA